AUGGAGCGGAAUAUCGAUAUUUAUGCCAACAAGUUGGGGGAUGAGAAGCUGGAUGUGAAAGUCCGAGCCAAUGUCGCAACCGAGCUGCGAGACAGCAUUGAGCCGCUAUGCUCCGGCGCAAGCUACCCUAUCUUCCUAGCCAAGUUAUGGCCGGUCUUCAAGACCAUCCUGAAGGGGGAUCCCGUGUUCUUCAGCAUGUCAUAUGAGCAGAAACUACGAAACUGUAUCCUCGAGACCCUGCACCGACUACCAAUGAAUUCGCCCGAUGUUGAACCGUAUGCUGCGGACAUGGUCGACCUGCUAAUGGAUCUCGCGCGCAUCGAAAACGAAGAUAAUGCUGUUCUGUGCAUGAAGACUAUCAUGGACCUGGAGCGGAACCAAGCGAAGGCCACAUCGGCACGCGUACAGCCUUUCUUGGAACUGAUCCAGGAGAUGUUCCAGACCAUGGAGCAGGUGGUGCGGGAUACCUUCGACACUCCAAACCAAGCGACCCCUUCCGGAAUGCCCUCAACACCGAAUGCAAGCGCCCAAAACUUCCAGUCGCCUCGACCUAGUUCUCCUGCGACUUCCGUGUCAGACCUUGGACCUGAGCAGCAGUCCAGCAAUGUCAUUUUGAAGGGCAUGCAGUCGUUCAAGGUUCUUGCAGAGUGUCCCAUCAUCGUCGUAUCAAUUUUCCAGACCCACCGCGCUUCGGUAGCGGCCAACGUCAAGCUGUUCGUCCCGCUGAUCAAGACGAUCUUGCUACUGCAGGCCAAACCGCAAGAAAAGGCACACGCGGAUGCUGCUGCGCAAGGUACAAUCUUCACCGGAGUUUGCAAAGAGAUUAAGAACAGGCCGGCAUUUGGGGAGUUCAUCACUGCCCAAGUCAAGACGAUGAGCUUUUUAGCGUAUCUCUUGCGACUAUAUGCACACCAACUCCAAGAUUUCCUCCCCACACUUCCCUCCGUCGUCGUUCGUCUUCUCCAAGAUUGUCCCCGAGAGAAGUCUGGUGCUCGAAAGGAGUUGCUCGUUGCGAUUCGGCACAUUAUCAACUUCAACUAUCGCAAGAUCUUCCUGGAGAAGAUCGACGAGCUCCUGGACGAGCGAACUCUGAUUGGUGAUGGACUGACUGUCUAUGAGACCAUGAGGCCUUUGGCGUAUAGCAUGCUGGCGGAUCUUAUUCAUCAUGUUCGUGACCACCUAAGCCGCGACCAGAUUCGCCGCACUGUCGAAGUCUACACCAAGAAUCUUCACGAUGACUUCCCUGGCACUAGUUUCCAAACGAUGAGCGCCAAGCUGCUGUUAAACAUGGCUGAGAAGAUAUCUAAGCUGGAGGAUAAGCGCGAGGCUCGCUAUUUCCUCAUCAUGAUCUUGGAUGCCAUUGGUGAUAAGUUCGCUUCCAUGAACCACCAAUUUAACAAUGCCGUUAAGGUUUCCAAGCUCUACAAGGAAAGCCGCAAGGACACUUCGCCAUCUGCUGAGAAUUAUCUUGCUGAGAAAGACCAACCACCGGACUGGGACGAUAUCGACAUCUUCUCCGCUUCUCCCAUCAAGACCUCCAGUCCACGCGAUCGCGGAGGGGACCCUGUUUCGGAUAAUAUCUUCCUCUUCAAGAACCUCAUCAAUGGACUGAAGAACAUCUUCCACCAGCUGAAGAACUGCAAUCCCGAUGAUAUCCAGAUCGAUCCAAACAGUGUACCCAUUAACUGGUCCGAAGUGUCGUAUGGAUACAAUGCUGAGGAGGUUCGAGUCAUCAAGAAGCUCUUCCACGAAGGUGCUCGCGUUUUCCGAUACUACGGUGUGGACCAAUCCCCUCCGGAAAUGAACUACUCGUCUCCUUUCGAUUUCCUUGCGAGUCAAUACACUGCACCCAUGUCGCGCGAAGAGAAAGAGCUUCUGGAGAGCUUUGGCACCGUGUUCCACUGUAUCGAUACAGCGACAUUCCACGAGGUCUUCCACUCUGAAAUCCCGUACCUUCAUGAGCUCAUGUUCGAGCAUGGGGCACUGCUCCAUCUGCCCCAGUUUUUCCUGGCUAGUGAAGCUACCUCGCCUGCAUUCUCAGGCAUGGUGCUCCAGUAUCUCAUGGAGCGUAUCCAUGAGGUUGGCACUUCUGACAUGACAAAAGCGAAGAUUCUCUUGAGAAUGUUUAAGCUGUCUUUCAUGGCAGUGACUCUAUUCUCUGUGCAGAAUGAGCAGGUUCUCCACCCACAUGUUACUAAGAUCGUCACAAAGUGCAUUGAGCUGUCCAUUACGGCUGAGGAACCUAUGAACUAUUUUCUGCUUCUACGGUCUCUUUUCCGAAGCAUUGGUGGUGGCCGAUUCGAGCUUUUGUAUAAGGAGAUUCUUCCUCUCCUGGAGAUGCUCCUUGAGACGUUCAACAACCUGCUGCUUGCCGCUCGCAAGCCUCAGGAGCGAGAUCUCUACGUCGAGCUCACUCUCACGGUCCCCGCGAGGCUUAGCCAUCUCUUGCCACACCUGAGCUAUCUCAUGCGCCCAAUUGUGGUGGCCUUGCGUGCCGAUUCUGACCUCGUUGGUCAAGGUUUACGCACACUGGAGCUUUGCGUGGACAAUCUUACGGCCGACUACCUGGACCCAAUCAUGGCACCCAUUAUGGACGAGCUGAUGACUGCGCUUUGGGACCACCUGCGACCUCACCCCUACAACCAUUUCCACGCACACACCACCAUGCGGAUUCUUGGAAAGCUGGGUGGUCGCAACCGGAAGUUCCUGAACCACCCACCCGAGUUGUCGUUCCAGCAAUACUCUGAUGAUAACCCGAGCUUUGACAUCCGACUCAUUGGCCCCAGUGAGAAGCGACCUUUCCCCGUGGACACUGGCAUUGAUCUGGCCAUCGGCAAACUCAUGGAGGUCCCCAAGUCGCCCUCGGCUGUGGCCUCGGACACAUAUUACAAACAGCAGGCAUACCGUAUGCUUAGCUCCCACCUCAAGCUCCAAAUCGGAUACGAGAAUCUUCCCGACGACCUGGCAUCCUUGAUUCGCCUUCAUGCAAACGAUCUGUUCGAAAGCAAACCUGGUGCCAUGGCUGACAUUCUAGAGAAGUCAGAAAGAUCGGCCUCGAUCCCCAAAAAGAUGGCGCAGGAAGCCACUUUGAAGAAGCUUCUCAAGGCCUGCAUAUUUGCUACAACUAUUCCCGAUCUUGAGCCUGCUGCGACUCUCUUUAUGGCUGAUGUUUGCAAGCACUUCACUAUCGUCGAGGUUGGUCGUGCUCUAGCUCAAGCCCGCCACAACCGCAAGCCUUUCGAUGUGGCAAAUGGAGAGGGUCCUGUCUACCUUGAUUCCCGAAUCCUCGCAGAGGCAAUCGUGGAGUCUCUUUCGUCGGACCACGUCCAUGUACGGGAAGCAGCCGAAAAAGCAAUGCUGGUUGUUAAGGAAGCCGCGGAUGUUAUAUUUGGCGCAUCCGAUAAGGCAGCCAAACUUCCAUUCUUCCAGCAUCUGGGACGUGUAUUCUGCCACAGCUGCCACAGCGAGGAGUGGUUCACGAAAGCGGGUGGAAGCCUGGGCAUCAAUCUCCUUGCCACCAAUUUGGACCUUGGAGAGUCUUGGAUCUAUGAGCGACACGUCGAAUUCUGUCGCGCCCUCUUGCAUGUCAUCAAGGACACACCUGCAGAUCUUCCUGCUUCCACACGGAUCCAAUCCCAGGAGACGAUGGCGUUGAUCCUCAAGAAGUGCGGCAAGCUUAUCCCUAAGGAUGAUCUUAAAAACGAGAAGAGUCGCCUGUCCACCUUGUGUGGCUUCUUUGUCUUCGAGCUUGGACACAUGAACAAGCACGUUCGCGAGACUUGCCGUCUGUGCUUCGACACCUUGAAGGAGGAACUAGGCUGUGAAGUACACGAACUCAUCUUCCCAGUAAGGGAUCGCCUUCUCCAGUCGAUUUUCAACAAGCCAUUGCGCGCUCUGCCUUUCCCGACACAGAUUGGCUUUAUCGACGCCAUCACCUAUUGCUUAAGUCUGCACAACGACAUUGUCACGUUCAACGAGCCUCUUAAUCGAUUAAUGCUCGAGUCACUCGCCCUUGCCGACGCUGAUGACGAGUCGCUUGCAUCCAAGCCCAAUGAGUUCAAGAACGCCGAGAUGAUUGUCAACCUCCGUGUUGCCUGCCUGCGCCUUUUGUCCAUGGCGAUGAACUUCCCCGAGUUCGCCAACACACCGCAGAACACCAGUCGUGCACGCAUCAUCUCUGUAUUCUUCAAAUCGCUUUACUCGCGGUCUCCCGAAGUGAUCGAAGCAGCUAAUGCUGGUCUGAAAGAUGUUCUUACUCAGACCAACAAGCUCCCGAAGGAUUUGCUUCAGAAUGGUCUACGUCCCAUCCUCAUGAACCUGCAAGAUCCCAAGCGCCUAAGCGUUGCAGGGCUUGAUGGACUGGCUCGGCUAUUGACCUUGUUGACAAACUACUUCAAGGUUGAGAUCGGUGCUCGUCUACUGGACCACAUGAAGGUUAUUGCCGACGACUCAGUCCUGCAGAAGGUUUCUUUCAGUCUGGUGGAGCAGAACCCUGCCAUGAAGAUCGUGGCCGCAAUCUUUAAUAUCUUCCACCUCCUUCCCCCUGCGGCCACUUCUUUCAUGGAUCAUCUGGUCAACAAGGUCCUUGAUCUCGAGCAGAAGCUCCGAAGAACCUCCCACAGUCCUUUCCGAAAGCCUCUCGUCAAAUACCUCAACCGCUACCCUAAGGAGAGCUUGACAUUCUUCCUCGCACGCUUCAAGGAUGUCCGCUACGGACGCUUCUUCGGACAGAUCUUGGCUGACCCGGAGAGUGAAGCACUGCGAAAUGCCGUUGUGGCCGACACCGAAGGAUUCAUAUCGAGUGCGUUCGGACAGGAGGCCGAUGGUAAGAACACCGCUGCGAUCAAUGGGAUCUACGUUGCCCACUCCAUCUGCUCCUACAGCUCAACCAAGCGCUGGUUGGUUUCUCACGCAGACUUGAGGGCCAAGCUCCUGAGCUCUGGACGAGAGUUGGAGCGGAAGCUUCGUGGUGACAGCCUGCCCCCUGACGAGCGCCUCAGGGUGGAACAAGCUGAGGACCAGUUGAUGGAUGUGUUUACGGUCUACCUGGCGGAGGCUAGCCAUGAUCUUGAUUUCCUCUUUGAGGUCAUCGACGGUCUGUCUGCCGAUGAGUUGAAGCGUACACUAGCUCUUCCCAAGUUCAUCUAUAAGCACGUCAUCACCAACGAGUCAAUUGACUACCGACGAUCCGUUAUCAUGCGCUGUUUGGACCUCUACGGCCAGCGGGCUUGCUCGCAGAGGACCAAGACCUAUGCAUUCCGCCACCUAGUUAAUCCUAUCUUUGCCAUGGAUGUCCAGCUGACGUGGAACAGCUCGACGAAUGGUCCUAGACUGAUGGAUAAGAGCAUGACGGAGUCCAUUCAGAGUCGCCUGUGGAAACCUCAGCUGGCCGAUCUCAGCGAAGAGUCUAGCCAAGCUGGUGUGGAUCACUCUCGUAUGGAGCUGCUUCAGCUUUCAGCCCUGUUGAUCAAAUACCACGCCCAGACUGUGCAGGAUUCCCGAAAGGAUAUCAUCAAGUUCGCCUGGAACUACAUUCGUCUCGAGGACAUUAUCAACAAGUAUGGUGCCUAUGUCCUGAUCAGUUACUUCAUCGCCCACUACGAGACUCCUUUCAAGAUCGUCAUUCAGGUCUACGUUGCCUUGUUGAGAGCCCACCAGAAUGAAGGCCGGGCCCUUGUCACACAGGCUCUUGACGUUCUGGCUCCUGUCUUGCCCACACGAACAGCAGGAAAUCAAGGACCGGAGGCGCGGUAUCCGCUGUGGGCCAAAUGGCCUCGCCGCAUUUUGGCCGAGGAGACUGCCAACUUGCAGCAGGUGAUGAGCAUCUUCCAGUUCUUGGUGCGACAGCCAGAUCUCUUCUACGAGUCUCGGGAACAUUUCGUGCCACUUAUUGUCCCCUCGCUCAUCAAGAUUGCUGGUCCGCCAAACACCUCUAAUGACAGCAAAAAGCUGGCUCUCAAUCUGAUUGGGUUGAUUUGGCACUGGGAAGAGAAACGGGCGCUGACCACAGAUUCUAACAGUAUCGUAUCAAAUGGUACUGUGGAGUCGCCGAAUACCAAGAAGCGCAAGCUGGAAGAAACAGAGUCUUCUGCAUCUCCUUCUCUUCCUCCCCCGGCUAGCCGAGGAUCUGAUUACACUGUGCCGUCCGAAUUGCGCGCUGCCUUGGUCAAGUAUCUCAUUACCUUUAUCACCACGAUCCCGGAGCGCUUCCAAGUUCCAGCUGCUGAGAUUCGCCAAAUGCCUUCGGCCAAACAGACACCACCUGUGCCUACUGGUGAGAUGGUCAACAAGGCUAUGAACCUUCUCAGACAGCUCCUGUCCAAGGACUACUGGGGGGAUCUUGACAUCGAUCUCUACCAGAAAGUCACGGAGCCCAUCCUUGCAGGCGAGAAGGCCGACAAGCCCGAUGACAAACACACUACCUCCAUGGUCAAUGCUCUGCAGGUAUUGCGGGUGCUCAUCGCUACCAAGCCGGAUGAGUGGAUUACUGCACGUCUUUCUAGCAUCCAGAAGCUCCUUGAGAAGCCUUUGAAGUCCGACAAUCCGGAAAUUCAGGAUUGCCUGCAUGGCCUUGAGGAUGAAUUGGACAUUUCCCCGAAGCUGCCACCUCCAGUUCGCCGUGUUCUUGAGGCCAUCCCAGAUGACACACCUGACGAUGAAGAUGCUAUGGACACCGAAAGCACCCCGUCAGAGUUCGCAACGUACUUGUCUGCGAUUGCUACUGAGACUCUUUCGGCUAGCAACUAUGUGUCUAGCCUUAACACCCUUUGGACGCUUUCAAAGAUCAAGCCUGCCGAAAUUGACACUCACAUCCCCGCUGUGAUGAAGGCUUUCUCGCAGAAGCUUGCCAAGGAGCAUGUCGCGGCCUCUACCAACCAGCCUGGAACACCAUCUCCGAACGGCCAGAAACCUCCUGAAGCAGUGCCAGAUCAGCAAGAAUUUGAGCUCGGUGUUGACCUUAUCUACAAGACCAUUGAGUUGAUUUCCGUUCGCAUGUCCCACCUCGGUGACCAACGACGUCCGUUCCUCAGCGUGUUGGCUUCCAUUGUGGAACGGUCGCAGAACAUCAAGCUGUGCAGCAAGGUUCUGGGUAUGGCAGAGUCAUGGAUAUUCCACUCGACCGAGUCAUGGCCUACUCUGAAGGAGAAAACGGCAGUUCUACACAAGAUGCUGCUCUUUGAGUCUCGACCUGACCAGACCAUGCUCAAAAAGUUCCUUGAUUUGGUGAUUCGUAUCUACGAGGACUCCAAGAUCACCCGCACCGAGUUGACCGUCCGACUCGAGCAUGCUUUCCUGAUUGGUACUCGAGCGCAGGAUGUCGAGAUGCGCAACCGUUUCAUGAACAUCUUCGAUCGUAGUCUGACUCGUUUGGCUAGUUCAAGAUUGAGCUAUGUGCUUACCUGCCAGAACUGGGAUACUCUUUCCGACUCCUUCUGGUUGGCUCAGGCCUCACACUUGGUACUUGGAUGCGUCGACAUGAACACAACAGCCCGUCUCCACCCUGACGAUUUCACCUUGUACCCUAUGUCAUUCCUCUUCUCUAGUGGCGAGAAGGAUCCAAGAAAGUCCGAUAUCAUGGUUGAUAACCAGCUCGAGACUUUCGUUGCCGAGCGGAAGAAGUUCAUGUCUGACAUCGGCGACGUUCGGGUUCGUGAUUUGAUGGAGCCUUUGUGCCAACUCCAGCACACUGACCCGAGCGUUGCUUACGAGCUGUGGACCACGCUCUUUCCCAUCUUCUGGUCGACUCUGUCCAAGGAUGACCGUAUCGACCUUGAGAAGGGUAUGGUCUCUUUGCUUACCCGCGAGUACCACCAGAGACAAUUGGACAAGCGGCCGAACGUCGUGCAGGCUCUUCUCGAGGGCAUUGUGCGAGCUCGGCCCCGAUUCAAGGUUCCCCCGCAUGUCAUGAAGCACCUCAGCCGUACUUAUGAUGCGUGGUACACUGCUGCCACAUACCUUGAAGAGAGCGCUAUCAACCCGAUCAUUGAUAGUUCCACUGUUCGCGAGAGCAACCUCGACGCGCUGGUUGAAGUUUACGCUGGUCUCCAAGAAGAUGACUUCUUCUAUGGAACAUGGCGGCGUCGCUGCAAGUUUGUUGAAACCAAUGCAGCGUUGUCCUAUGAACAGCAGGGCAUGUGGGACAAGUCUCAGCAGCUUUAUGAAAACGCGCAGAUCAAGGCGCGUUCUGGAGCCAUGCCUUUCUCACAGGGUGAAUACUUCGUGUGGGAAGACCACUGGCUGAUUUGCGCCCAGAAGCUUCAGCAGUGGGAGAUUUUGAGUGAUUUCGCUAAGCACGAAAAUUUGAACGAUCUUUUACUGGAGGCUGCUUGGAGGAACAUCGAAAAUUGGCAGAGUGAGGGCAACCGUGAACAGCUGGAGUCCUUGAUCAAGUCUGUUUCUGACGCUCCCACGCCGCGUCGCACUUUCUUCCAAGCUUUCAUGGCUCUCCUUCAGUACCACGUGAAGAAAGAGAACAUGCAAGACUUCAACAGCGUCUGUGAUGAAUCGAUCCAGCUGUCUAUUCGCAAGUGGCUGCAGCUGCCUAAGCGCAUCACAAAUGCGCACAUUCCGAUUCUGCAACACUUCCAGCUGCUGGUCGAACUGCACGAUGCUAGCCACAUUUGCGGCAGCUUGGCUCAGACCAAUGAACGCAACUUGGACACUAAAUCUGCCGAGUUGAAGCUUCUCCUUGGAACCUGGCGGGACCGGUUGCCAAACCUUUGGGACGAUAUCAACACUUGGCAGGACCUUGUUACAUGGCGACAGCACAUCUUCCAGCUCAUCAACCAGACCUACCUUGGUCUUCUUCCUCCUCAGACCAAUAAUGUUGCCAGCAACUCGUAUGCCUACCGCGGAUACCACGAGACAGCCUGGAUCAUCAAUCGCUUUGCCCACGUCGCUCGCAAGCACCAAAUGCCCGAAGUUUGCAUCAACCAACUCAGCCGCAUCUACACGCUCCCGAACAUUGAAAUCCAGGAGGCAUUCCUCAAGCUGCGCGAACAAGCCAAGUGCCAUUACCAGAACCCGAAGGAACUUAACAGUGGAUUGGAUGUCAUCAACAACACCAACCUCAACUACUUUGGACCGCAGCAGAAGGCCGAGUUCUACACCCUGAAGGGAAUGUUCCUUGCCAAGCUCGACCAUACCAACGAGGCCAACGAAGCAUUCGGAGUUGCUCUUUACUACGAUCUCCGUCUUGCCAAGGCCUGGUCUGAGUGGGGUCAAUAUAGCGAUCAGCGAUUCAAGCAGAAGCCGGAUGACUACGAACUGGCUAGCAAUGCAGUCAGCUGCUAUCUGGAGGCUGCUGGUCUCUACAAGAGCGCUAAGUCGCGGAAGUUGCUCAGCCGUAUCUUGUGGCUGCUCAGCUUGGACAACGAUGAAAACCAGAUUGCCAGUGCCUUUGAGAACUUCAAGGGAGACACUCCUGUCUGGUACUGGAUCACUUUCAUCCCUCAGCUCUUGACCAGCUUGUCUCAUCGCGAGGCGCGGCUGUGCAAGGCUGUCCUUGUGAAGAUCGCCAAGCUGUACCCGCAGGCUCUCUUCUUCCUCCUUCGUACGAACCGGGAGGACAUGCUGAGCAUCAAGAAGCAGCAUGACCAGAAGCAGGAGAAGUUGAACCGGGCUAGACAGCAGCAACAGGGGUCUUCGCCGAGCACCAAGCCCCUAGCAAGUGGAGAAGCCUCUCCUGCUCAGAAGGCUCCGACCAGCGCUGCUAGUGCCUCGCCUGCCAACAAAGCUGCGAACUUGCCUACCAUUCAAUCUCCUGCUCAGACCCAGGCUCAAAGUCAGUCUCCGGCCCAGGGACAAGGCCAAAGCCCCAAUCUAGGUCAGUCCGGUCAGACUCCAGCUCAAGCGCAAGGACACCUACAAGUGCCAGGCCAGAGUGGAACCCCGCAACAGAACCAGAAUCAGUCCGCCUCCACAGAGCAGCCCGAAAAGGAGCCCCUCAAGAAGCCUUGGGAGUACUCAGACGAAAUCAUGUCCGGUCUCAAGACGGCUUUCCCAUUGCUUGCUCUGUCCAUGGAGACGAUGGUCGACCAGAUCCACAAGAACUUCAAGUGUCCACCUGACGAGGACGCUUAUCGACUCAUUGUUGCCCUGCUGAACGAUGGGUUGUCCUACGUGGGACGUAUGCCUGGAUCGUACGCGCUAGACUUCAAGCUGCCUGCUGCCACGGAAGCUAAUAUCACGCGCUUUGCGGAAACAAUUCUUCCGGCACAUAUCCGGAAGUCUUUCGAGGCUGACUUUGUCGUCAAGAAGCCUACCAUGCACGAGUACAUCCAUAAGCUGCGGCGCUGGCGUGAUAAGUUCGAGGAGAAGCUCGAUCGCCGACCCCAGUCCGGAUUCCUGGAGACCUACUCCCCGCACCUCAGCGAGUUCCGUUUCCUCAAGUUCGAUGAAGUCGAAGUUCCCGGACAGUACCUCCUGCACAAGGACAAGAACCAAGACUUUGUCCGCAUUGAUCGCUUCCUUCCCGAUGUGGACCUUGUACGGGGUAUUGGUGUCUGCCACCGUCGGCUCAAGAUUCGUGGACACGAUGGCAGUAUUCAUGCCUUUGCUGUUCAGCACCCUGCGGCACGCCACUGCCGCCGUGAGGAGCGUAUUCUUCAGCUGUUCCGAAUCUUCAACGGCCUUCUGACUAAACGCAAGGAAAGCCGUCGGCGCAACCUAUACUUCCAUCUUCCUCUAAUGGUUCCACUGGCCCCGCAUAUCCGCUUGGUCCGCGAUGAUUCGUCUUAUAUCUCUAUGCAAGGCAUCUACGAGGACUACUGCAGACGGGUUGGUAUGAACAAGGAUGAGCCGGUCCUCUUCACGAUGGAUCGUAUGCGUUCUUUGGCAGAGACGAAGCAGAAUCGCACGACCGAUCAACAACAAGUUCUUCGAACGGAGAUCUUGACCGCUAUUCAAGAGAAAUGGGUUCCCAGUACCGUGGUGUUGGACUACUUCCAGCAGACUUACCCCAACUUCGCGGACUUCUGGCUCUUCCGGCGACAAUUUGCCUACCAGUACGCCGCGGUUGCGUUCAUGACCUACAUCAUGCAUAUUGGCAACCGGUACCCUAACAAGAUCUUGAUCUCUCGCUCGACUGGUGAUAUCUGGGGCGCAGAGUUGAUCCCGACCAUCAACCCCGGCAAGGCGAUCUUCUACAACCCAGAGCAUGUUCCUUUCCGAUUCACUCCCAACAUCCAGACUCUGCUGGGUCCCAUUGCCACCGAGGGCCUGUUUGCCUGUGCCAUGAUGGCGAUUGCGCGCUGCCUGACGGAGCCACGGCAUGAGCUGGAGCAGCAGCUCAGCGUCUUCGUCCGUGACGAGAUGAUGUUCUGGGCUACUGCCCAGCACCGUGGUGUCCUGCCUGUCCCGCAGCUGCGCGAGCUGGUCUACAACAACAGCGAUAUCAUCGCCAAUCGCGCUGUCAGUCUGGCCAGCCCGCCGGAAGGCAACCUGCCUGCGAAUCAGACUUCGAUCGACCUGAUCUCCAGGGCUGUCAACCCCCAGCACCUGGCUCAGGGCGAUGCGUUGUGGAUGCCGUAUCUCUAA
Messenger RNA from Penicillium cinerascens, 11538 nucleotides. RefSeq names its product histone acetyltransferase TRA1. Gene Ontology annotation, biological process: regulation of DNA-templated transcription; DNA repair. NCBI's taxonomy places the organism in Eukaryota, Fungi, Ascomycota, Eurotiomycetes, Eurotiales, Aspergillaceae. Gene Ontology annotation, molecular function: protein binding; transcription coregulator activity. The record is from RefSeq and is a predicted model, not a curated record. The coding region runs from base 1 to 11538 and encodes 3845 amino acids. The transcript is spliced from 4 exons. Gene Ontology annotation, cellular component: NuA4 histone acetyltransferase complex; SAGA complex; nucleus.